CAAAACAAGAGAAUGGAAGAGAGGAUGGAAUACAACACAGAAACAAAGAUACAUGGGGCAGAAGUGGACAGGCAUUCAGGAGAAAGAGAGCAUCUUUUUCAAAGACUCCAUCUUGAUAACAGCGAUAACUGUAAACUGAGAGCUGCAGAUGUUCUUCAACUAACAUUGCAGUCAUUACAGUCCCAUGAGUCUUGUUCUGAGGAGGACCUCAUUAAGACUUUCCUACAAAAACUGCUGAUGAUGAACUACAAAGCAAGAUACCUUAAAACUAUAGAUACGCAGCAUGACAAACAACAAAUAAACAAUGAUUUAUCUGAAGAUGAGGGUGAUGUUGAUAUUUUCAGAGAAAUGCAGAGUCAAAAAAAUGAAGGAACAAACAAAAAAGAUGCUAUUCAUCUGAUGGAUGUUCAGAUGGCCCUGUUAUAUUAUGCUGAUAGUUUCCUAAAGCAGCUGAUAGUGACUAAACUCUCUCAGUGUCAGUAUGCUUUGCCUCUGCUUGUUCCUGAUCCAUUCACACAAAAGAUUGAGUUUCCUCUCUGGACAUUCAGACAAAUCAACCAGAGCUGGAAGAUGAAAGAUACCAACAAUGAAAUCAUCAGUAAAAUCCAGCCAGUCUGGAAGGCAAAAACACCCAUGGUGUCUUUCUUCAGGUUUGGCUCAUUGUCCUCAUCCAAAUCUCAGCUUAUGAACAAUCUGAUCAAUGAGAAACACAACACGUUCUUCCACAGGAACUGCACAGGCAGCAGCAAAACCAGAGUACUGAUGGAUGGAGUGGUGGAGAUUGCCUGGUACUGCCCCUCUGGGAAAGACGCAGAUAAAUUUACUCAAUGUGUUGCAUUCUGUAACCUCCAUGGUGAUGCAGGAGACCAUGAGAAACAGCUGCAGAUCCUCACUCAAAUGGCCUCAGUCAAUGUUGUUAUCUUACCACGACUUGACAAGAAUGACAAGAGUGGAAAACGUAUCCAAGAGCUGUACAAAGACAGAAAGCCACUCAUUUGUCUUUUUACUGAGGAUGAAAGUACAAUAAGUGAGACAAGAAAAGGAAAAUACAAAAUUGGAUUAAAAGACCGAAAUCAGUCAGAUGUAUCUGAAGAACUCGUACGUGCUAUAAAUAAAUGUCUCUCAUCGUCAGAAACAUAUGCCGUUUUCACACUUGAAGAUGUGUCCAAACACUCAGGAAUCAUAGUAGAUGAGGAUCAAGUCAAUGACUGCAGAAGAGGGAAAGAAGCAGCCCAGCAGAUGAUGGGUUUACUGAGAAAAAAAGAUCUGACAGAAAUCAAAGAAUCAUUUCUGCCCUGUCAGGGGAAACUGUGGCAUCAGUGGUGUGAAAAGAACAAAGAACUACAUCGAUCUCAGGGAAAUGAAAAAGACAUGGAGAUAAAACAGAAACAAGAUAUGAAGAAAAUCCGUGAACAGCAGCAUGUGCUGGACUUUGGCGAGUUCGUGAAGUUGUUUAUUACAGAAAUGAAUUCACAAUCUCCAAAUGAGAAGAUAUUUUUUCUGAAAUGGCUUGGAAUCCUCCUGGAUGAAUUUACCUCAGCUGACCUUUCUGCUCUUCAUUACAAGUAUGAUGAGAAAUGGUCAGAAGUCUUAAAACUGAAAGAGAAAAAUGACAUAUCUGAGCAACAGGUGGCAGAAAAACAAACAGAACUUGAUAAGAUAUCCAAAGAACUUCAAGCUGCAACCUUUGGUUUGGAGCACAUCCUGAGGGAGAUUGGUCAGAUCUAUGAAUCAUGUAAAUCAGUGAAUAAGAACAAGGAAGGUCUGCCAUGUAAUUUCUCUUCUCUCCCGCGUCUUGCAGCUGAUAUGAUGAUCUCUGGAUUCCCACUGGAACUGAUGGAUGGAGAUGCUGCUAAUGUUCCUGUGGUCUGGGUUACUGUUGUUCUACAUGAGCUCAUCAAGAAACUGGGAGACAAGAGAGUCUUUGUUCUGUCAGUUUUAGGUAUUCAGAGCUCUGGGAAAUCCACUAUGCUGAAUGCCAUGUUUGGACUGCAGUUUGCCGUCAGUGCUGGCAGGUGCACCAGAGGAGCUUUCAUGCAGCUAAUCAGAGUGUCAGAGGAGAUUAAAGCACAGCUGAAGUUUGACUAUAUUCUGGUUGUUGAUACUGAGGGGCUCCGUGCUCAAGAACUGUCUGGAAGGUCAACAAGACACCAGGACAAUGAAUUGGCCACAUUUGUCGUUGGUCUUGGUAAUCUGACUUUGAUUAACAUCCUUGGAGAAAACCCAUCAGAGCUGCAGGAAAUUCUACAGAUUGUUGUUCAGGCCUUUAUGAGGAUGAAGAAGGUCAAUCUGUCUCCCAGCUGCAUGUUUGUGCAUCAGAACAUUUCAGAAGUUACAGCUGGAGAGAAAAACAUGGAGGGUAGGAGACGGCUGCAGGAGACACUGGAUGAGAUGACAAAACUCGCUGCUAAAGAUGAAGUCUAUGUUGCAGAAUGUUUUAGUGAUGUCAUUACUUUCGAUAUUCGGAAAGAUGUGAAAUAUUUUGCACAUCUCUGGGAGGGCAGCCCACCAAUGGCACCACCAAAUCCAUCAUACUGUGAAAACAUCCAAGAGCUAAAGACAGCGCUUUUUAACCAUGCCUCAAAAUCAAAUGGCUUAAAGCUGACAGACCUAAAGGUUCGUAUUAAUGAUCUCUGGGAGGCUUUACUGAAUGAAAGAUUUGUAUUCAGCUUCAGAAAUUCUUUGGAAAUUGCAACAUACCGAAAACUAGAGACAGAAUACAGCAAGUGGUCCUGGAGUCUUCGCAGUGCCAUGCUGGAAACUGAGAACACACUCUACAACAACAUAGAAAAUGAAACAAUUAAUGAGGUUUCAGAAAGUGAUCUUCAUGGAAAACUAAAAGCGAAAAGUGAAGAAGUAGGAAAAUCAAUGUCAGAAUUCUUUGAGAAAGACAAAGAUAAAGAUAUACUGAAACAGUGGAAAGCAUCAUUUUACAUCAAAAUCAAAGAUCUUAAAGAAAACACUGUGAGAGAAACAAUGAAGAAAUUAAAUGAGAUUCUCCAGCAGCGAGAAAUAAGGAAAGGGAUUGAUGCUCAGAGAACGUGUCAUGAAAAUACUCUCUUGGAAAAGAGCAAAGAACUUGCAAUAAAACUCAAAGACAAAGCCAAUGAUGAAACAGUCCUGGAACAAGAGUUUGAAAAGUUUUGGAAAGAAGGUGUUAAGAGUGUUAAGAAGAUUACCAAAGAAAGUUCACAAAUCAAAGACAUUGAUGUAUUAAGAGACAUGAAACAACACAUCGCUAACAUUGAAAGUGUCCCUGUAAAUGCCUGGACAGAGAGUAAGGAUAUUUUCUCUGUGUCAAGUUAUUCGGAUUAUGUACAGUUAAAGAAAUCCAGUGGAAUUACAGGAUAUCUUAAAAAUGUCAUCAGGUCAGCUAAAGAGAAGCUUGGUUUUAAACUAUCUCAUGUGGAUGAAACACAAAUUAGGACCUUAGUCAGUGACAUUGCUGAAGAAGCAGACAAAAAGAUAAUUUCAUAUAAUAUUGCAAAGAUGGGCUACAAUAAAACCUACAUUCAAGAAAUCGAUUACGUCAAAGCAAAAAUAGUAGAUCAUGAGGAACAUACCAAUAAUUAUAAGUUCAUGAAUGAAUUUUACAUGCAUUUGUUAGUGUCCAUCUGUAAGAGAGAAAACAAGUUAAUUACUGACCAGCACAGAAAGUUCCGGGAAGCCAACGAUCCUGUUUUCUACUUUGAAAAGAAGAGCGAAGAAUACUAUAGUAUUUUCCAUAAAUACUGUCAAGGUGCAACAUCAGCUGCCAUUUUUGGUGAGAUCAUCUGUCAGAAACUGAAAGAGCCCAUUCAAAAGAGUGUCUACAAAAACAUUGCCAGAGGUUUGGCUAAUGAAAUGAAAACAAACUGUGAAUCGCUAAAUGGAAACAGAUCCAAACUAGAGAAACACAUCCUCAAGACACUAGCAGAACAGGAGGAUUUUCAAAAAUACAUCAACUACAUUUACUUUCCCAAAGAUCACUUCAGGAGUUUCAUCAGAGAUGAAGUCAAUCGGUACAUCACUGAUAACAGAGUCAGUGUUUGGUCUAUGAUGAAGGAGAACAUUGAACUCCUGCAGCAGAAGAUCAUGACAGCGGCUCAUAAAGCAUCUAAAUCGAUCAGUGGAGAUGUUCAGAACUGGCUGAAUCACUUCACUCUGGAGCUCUCAGAUGUGCUGAUAUUCUCUGUUAAGGAUCUCAGUGGAGUGAGUCAUGAUGGUGUUGAUGAUUUAAAUCUCCUAAAAGAUGUGAUAAAAUCAGAACUUGAUUCAGUUUUAUCUGAAAUUCAACAUGAAUUCAGCACAGAGACAUUAUCAGAAAAUCUGGAACAUAAGGACAGACCAGAUGAGAUUCUGACUGAUCAUCUCUGUCAGUGCUGCUGGGUUCAGUGUCCAUUCUGUGGAGUCACCUGCACCAACACUUUAAAAAAUCAUUCUGGAGAUCACAGUGUUCCUUUCCAUCGAGUGGAUGGACUCACCGGUUGCUGUUAUGACAGAACAGAGGAUCUCGGUACUGAUUUUUGCACAACAUUAGUGAGAACUGAUAGUAUGUUCUAUACAGGUAAAUGGAUUCCAUGCAGAGAAUACAGAAAAGCAGGAAAUGUUUAUGCAGAGUGGAGCAUCACCCCUGACUUCUCUGAGCUGCCAUACUGGAAGUGGUUUGUGUGUAGAUUCCAGAAAGAUCUGGAAGAAUACUUUGCGAAAACAUUCCGAAAUUGGGAUCUAAUAUCACAUGAAUGGAGUAAAUGCUCAAAAGAGCAAGCUAUUGAGAGUUUGGAUGAAUACAUCUAACUACACAAGUGUACAUUAAUCUCUUGUAUGUCUCUGAAUUAUAGACAACAGUUUGAAAUGAGUUUCUGUUCCACACUUAAGUGAUUCUGACUUCAUCUACACCUUAGCAGUGAAGCAACUCAGAGAAUAUAACACAAGUUUAAAGAUGUAAUGAUGUUUAAUAAAGGUUCUCUGUUCCACAUACCAGUAUCUGUAGUCAGAAAAAAAAAAAUCGCCUUCGCCUCGACUUUCUUUUGUGGAUCAAAAUAUAUUGUGAAAAACUCAAUGCAUACAAAAAGCUAUUAAAAGGACAAAGAGCAUUAACAAGAACAAAAAGCAAAUACAAUUUUCCUCCUGUAGCUUAAAACCUCAAUACAUUUAAUUCAUACAAAUUAUACAUAUAUAUAUAAAUCAUAUCCUUACCCGUAUCCAACCUUAAUAGCAGCAAAAGUGUUUUGCAGUACAAUAUGAACACAUUAAGUAUUUAUUUUCUGAUGCAAGUACAUAGUAGUUAAGGCCGCCUAAUAUAAAGUGGGAUCACGAUUUACAAAAACAUCAGUGGGCUUUUAUUUUAUUUUUUUGUAUUUACAUUUUUUUGUUCUUCCCACUAGAGGGCAGUAUACUCUGUGUUGGGACAAGUGCACAAAAAUCAAGUAUGUGUAAUUAAAGGUGCUCUAAGCGAUGUCACACGUUUUUAGGCCAAAACAUUUUUUGUCACAUACAGCAAACAUCUCCUCACUAUCCGCUAGCUGCC
Molecule: messenger RNA, 5509 nt
Organism: Megalobrama amblycephala (Wuchang bream)
Lineage: Eukaryota; Metazoa; Chordata; Actinopteri; Cypriniformes; Xenocyprididae
Product: interferon-induced very large GTPase 1-like
Molecular function (GO): GTP binding
Source: RefSeq, a predicted model, not a curated record